GGAUAAAGCAGCAGCCUGGUGCUUUUUAUUUUAUUAUCCGGGAAAUCCGUCUUACCGCAACACUGGUUAGGUAGUGCUGUAGUUCCUCUGUCGGUUGUAAGAAUCACGCAGGCCUUAUCCGUUUCCAUCUGUAGUUUGUUCUUCCUUUUCUUUAGGUAGUCGACAUGGCCCCAUCAACGAAGUCAGCGAUUUUCUGCUCUGAUGAGGACAUCAUGGUUGAUAUGGUGAUUGCUGCGAGCCAGAUGAAGGGGACAACAGCUCUUCCGUCCUACGGACGCGAACUUGUGCCAUACUUCGUUCCAGGCUUCACUAACUUGACUGAGGAUGCGGUUAAUAUCAAUACGGACGUGGAUGCUAUUAGGAGGAAUGGAGCAAGUGUUCUUGAGAUUCCUCAACCAGCCACUGUAGUCGGCGGCGUGCGGAAAGGUCGUGGCAACGCUCGGAGAUCUCCCAAGAAGAACAGGUCUCGACAUGGAUCUCCUAACACUGAUACUCAAGCUCGGUACACGAAUAACGGUGCCUCUGCACCCGGCGUGGCGGUUAAUUCCUCAGCAACCAGCUACUCCGCGCCUGCUCCUGGAGCUCCCCUUCCGUCCCGCGAUGUAAUUACCCCAUCAACUUCGGAAGCGUGGGCUGGUCCUGCAUACGUGAACUCUCCUCCUCCUAGCUCGCUCCCCCUUCCCAGCUUUCUCAAGGCUCAGCUUAAGCCGAGCCCGACCAAUGUCCGCGUUUCUUCUUCGGAACCCUCUUCUCCGUUCAAGCAGUCUGCAUCUGAAUCGACUGAUUUCGUUCAAGAUAACGGCCGCGUUCCCGUGCCGUGCGCUGCCGAGCACAUGAUGGUUUACCCGAUGAAUACGUUGGUGAUUGAAGGCAACCUGAAGAGGCUCCUUCAGGUCGCUUAGAAGCUGUCUAAGAAGAUUGCAUGGCAGCGUGGUGAAAGGAUGUGUGGAUGAAGGAUUCCUGACCUCCGUAUUUAAAUUGGAGUCAGGAACGGCAAGAGCAUCUGCGGAAGUCUUUUCCUGCUGACCCGUGUCCUCACCCUCAGCUUCUCUUUCCUCUUCAGCCUCUGCUCUUUCCCUGUUUUCGCUCCUCCCCUCUAGCCCUGUAUCUCGGGCCUGUUAACCUGGUCCGUCGAGCACCGUUGCGUUUCGUACUCAGACUAUUGGUGCGUGUCGUUCGCCGUCUCGCCUGCACAUACACAUACCCGCCGUCACCUUUCUCGUCUGUCUUUCACAUGUCCUUUCGCACCUGGGGGUCUCUAAGCCAUGCAAAAUCCGGAGCAGUAUAUGACUUAAAGUUGUGGAGGUGUCUUCGAAGCUGGCUCGCUCGUUCGGCUUCGCUUUACCUGGUCUGCUAGCGCCUGAGGUCUUUCUCCGGCGCCCCUGUGUCGUUACGCUUCUGCUUGUCCCGCAAGCGUAGCACAGCUGUUGCUCUUUCUGUACGGUCGUCGCUCUUCCCGCUCUUGACGGAGAGCAGCAUCUCGGUCCGCAUGUCAGCAUCGGUCACUGAUUUCUGCCAUGGAGUGAGGAUGGAUUGUGUACCUUACUACUGGAAGUUGUGUUGGUACCGUGCUGAGAGACAAUGUCUCCAUUGCUAAUUCAGUGGCUAGUUGUGGAGACCUGUGGAAUUUUCGCAUAUCGAUAUUUUACGUUCUGGAAUUAAUAUGAUGCUGAGAAUGAUGGAUCUCUUGCUUGACUGGGUGUCCAUGAUAGCCUCUUGCGUACUGUCCUGUCACGUGCGCUUAGAAUUCUGUGGCCAGCGGGAAACCCUACCUACAGUAAUUAGAGUG
This is a messenger RNA of Closterium sp. NIES-67, 1789 nucleotides long. Lineage: Eukaryota; Viridiplantae; Streptophyta; Zygnematophyceae; Desmidiales; Closteriaceae. The record is from the annotation of a GenBank genome assembly.